AACGUGCGGGACGUACUGGUGUUCAGGUCGUUGGACGCGGAGCAAAUGGCCGCAGUGAUCGACACGAUGUUCGAGCGGGAGGUGCGCGCGAACGAUGUGGUCAUCAGGCAGGGAGACAAGGCCGACAACUUCUACGUGGUGGAGCACGGCACGUACGAGGCGCGGAUCGCGGAAGACCAUCGGGACGGCCCUUUGGUCGAGCGGGUGGUACGCACGUACGCGGGCGCAGGUAGUUUCGGCGAGCUGGCGCUUUUGUACAACAUGCCAAGGGCUGCCACCGUGGUGGCCAAGACGGACGGCGUACUGUGGGUGAUGGACCGGCGCACGUUCGGCCGCGUGGUGCGUAAGACGGCGUGCGACCGUCGCGAGCUGUUCGACCGGCUCAUCGGGUCCGUGCCGAUGCUGGACGCGCUCCAGCCGUACGAGCGCAUGAAUCUGUCGGACGCGCUCGAGCCCCGGUACUACCGGCACGGCGAGCUGGUGUUCGGCCAAGGCGGCCCGGGUGACGGCAUGUACUUCGUGAUGCGCGGCGCAGUUGCCGUCCACGUGACCGACCGGGUGGGCGUGCGCGCGCGGGUCAACACCGUGGCCGAGGGCGGCUACUUCGGCGAGCUCGCGCUCAUCACGGACAACGGCCGUGCCGCAUCCGUGUACGCCGUCGGCGACGUCAAGCUGGCGUUCCUCGACGUCGGCGCGUUCGAGCGUCUGCUCGGCCCGUGUUUGGACAUCAUGAAGCGCAACAGCGAACUGUACGAGCAACAGUUGGCCGCCGCUUUCGGUACCGACCGCGUCCCGUGACAACCGUGCGUCCACACCGGUUGGAGAUGUCCGAUCGCACUGUUGCAUACCACUUAACCACGUAAACACGAGUUGUGGGCCCGUUGAAAUUAUAGCAGUUCAAAUAUAAAAUGUUAAAUAAUCAUUAUUAAUAAUCAGUAUU
Molecule: messenger RNA, 940 nt
Organism: Sipha flava (yellow sugarcane aphid)
Lineage: Eukaryota; Metazoa; Arthropoda; Insecta; Hemiptera; Aphididae
Product: cAMP-dependent protein kinase type II regulatory subunit-like
Exons: 1
Biological process (GO): regulation of protein phosphorylation
Cellular component (GO): cAMP-dependent protein kinase complex
Molecular function (GO): cAMP-dependent protein kinase regulator activity
Source: RefSeq, a predicted model, not a curated record